GGGAUGCUGACGAAGGCUUGUGAGGCUGAGAAGACAAAUUACCCUCAUCAUUAUCUCCGGGCUUGUCAAUCAAACAUAUACCCUUAUUUACCUCGGCGAGUAGAGAGCCCUGGGAGCACACGGAGAGGGAGGGAACGAGAGGAGAGCAGCUUGCCCUAAACUCCGCACAGGGGAGGGAGCAUUUCCAGCCCCUCGGGAUGGCCACCAUCACCUGCAAUCGCUUCACUGAGGAGUACCAGCUCUUUGAGGAACUGGGCAAGGGUGCUUUCUCCAUCGUUCGGAGAUGUGUAAAGGUGUUGGCAGGACAAGAGUAUGCGGCCAAGAUCAUCAACACCAAGAAGUUGUCUGCUCGAGAUCACCAGAAGCUGGAACGAGAAGCCCGGAUCUGCCGACUCCUGAAGCACCCCAACAUCGUGAGGCUCCACGACAGCAUCUCUGAAGAAGGCCACCACUACCUGAUAUUUGACCUGGUCACCGGUGGGGAGCUUUUUGAGGACAUUGUGGCCAGGGAGUACUACAGCGAGGCGGAUGCCAGCCACUGCAUCCAGCAGAUCCUGGAGGCCGUCCUGCACUGCCACCAGAUGGGGGUGGUCCACCGGGACCUGAAGCCUGAGAACCUGCUGCUGGCGUCCAAGCUGAAGGGGGCCGCUGUCAAGCUGGCAGACUUUGGCCUUGCCAUCGAGGUGGAGGGGGACCAGCAAGCAUGGUUUGGUUUCGCUGGCACCCCAGGAUAUCUCUCCCCUGAGGUGCUCCGGAAGGACCCCUAUGGCAAAGCCGUGGACCUGUGGGCUUGCGGUGUCAUCCUCUACAUCCUGCUGGUCGGGUACCCACCCUUUUGGGAUGAAGACCAGCACCGACUCUACCAGCAGAUCAAGGCUGGUGCUUAUGAUUUCCCCUCACCUGAGUGGGACACAGUCACUCCCGAAGCGAAAGAUCUCAUCAACAAGAUGUUGACCAUAAAUCCAUCCAAACGUAUCACAGCAGCAGAGGCUCUGAAGCACCCCUGGAUAUCGCACCGUGCCACCGUGGCGUCAUGCAUGCACAGGCAGGAGACAGUGGACUGUCUGAAGAAGUUCAAUGCCCGGAGGAAGUUGAAGGGAGCCAUCCUCACCACCAUGCUGGCUACCAGGAACUUCUCCGGAGGCAAAAGCGGUGGCAACAAGAAGAAUGACGGCGUGAAGAAAAGAAAGUCCAGUUCCAGCGUUCAGUUAAUGGAAUCGUCGGAAAGCACCAACACCACCAUCGAGGACGAAGACACCAAAGUACGGAAGCAAGAAAUCAUUAAAGUCACAGAGCAGCUGAUCGAAGCAAUAAGCAAUGGAGACUUUGAGUCCUACACGAAGAUGUGUGACCCUGGGAUGACUGCUUUUGAGCCCGAGGCUCUGGGCAACCUUGUGGAAGGCCUGGAUUUCCACCGAUUCUACUUUGAAAACCUGUGGUCCCGGAACAGCAAGCCCGUGCACACGACAAUCCUGAACCCCCACAUCCACCUGAUGGGAGACGAGUCUGCCUGCAUUGCCUACAUCCGCAUCACACAGUAUGUGGACGCAGGAGGAAUCCCCCGCACUGCCCAGUCCGAGGAAACCCGUAUCUGGCACCGUCGGGAUGGCAAAUGGCAAAUCGUCCACUUCCACAGAUCCGGCGCACCCUCUGUCCUACCGCAGUAAGCCCUCUGAAGCGUGGUCCUGCCCAUGUGGGGUUUGUCACUGACUGACUAUCAAGGGGAGACCUCCUCCAACAUCUUUACCUAUGGGACUUUGGCUGUUGACUCUGCUGCUUGGUUCGUGCUGGAAUAACCCCCCGCUUCUCACCGCACACACGCAACAGCUCUGCUGGCGCCACGCAAGCAUCCCAUUGAACCCUCCCACUUCACUGAGGCCGUGGCACUGGGUCCCCUUCCUCUGCAUGAACCACAAAAAGAGAAACCAUAAACCUAAACCCAAGCAUCUGUCCAGCGAGAUGAUGUGUGCCAGGGUAAAGGCCUUCAUCCCCAUUUGCAUGGAGUUACUGCGACCCUCCACUGCCUGGCACGUCUCCUGAAUUGGGCUUGGACUCAUCAUCCACCUCCAUCUCAACCUCUGCUGGGAGGCCCCUGAGGAAGAGGAAGCAAGGGGGCAGUUUUGAGCCACUCUGUGCCACAACCUCCCUGUGCACCGGUGGAGUUUGCUUUGCUGCUAUUGAGGUCCCCAUGUGCCACCGUGGCUCCCACUUGCUCCUGAGUCAAGCUCUCCUGCAUCCCAGCAGCCUUGGCCAGGGAACCGCAGUUUAAACCCUUUGCAAAGUCCAGCUUCUUUGUGCCCCUGGACGAGGAGGGCAGUGUGCAGAUGGGUGAGUAAAGGCAAUCUUUAUUUUCCCUUCCCAGGAGCGCAGGCUGGCUCUUUCUCAGAAGGGUGAAUAGGUUUACGCCCUGGCUCCAAGUGGCUGUCAUGCCAAGAGGGAUGCUCUCCCUCUUUCCUCCCUUCUCCCCUCGGAGUAGGGACCAGUGAAGCUGGGAGAAGAGAGGAGUAGAAAGGCGGCUGCUUCCUGGCACCACAUUGGCAGGGCUGGGAGCUGGGGCUCUCUCAGCCGUGCUGUGGUGGUAGAAUCACUCCCACACCCUCCUCCUCACCCACUAUCCAGCCUGGAUCUCUUAUCCCAGUACCCAGCCCCGCUGAGCACCCAGUCCUGCUCUUCGCAUGCAGCACCCAGCACUCCUCCAUGGCCGACUCCCAGGCUGGGACAGGGGCAGCUGAGCUGGCCACCAAUUUGGGGCGCAAACCUCCAUCGCCCAUACAACUCCUUCCAGCGAUGACGAGGAAUGCAAGCUUUAUGAAGUGUAAUAACAAAACUCUGCAGAAUCUGAUCGUGCUUCGAAGAAAACAAACAAGCCUUUAGCUGUCUUCUACUUUGAGCGCAUGCCUUUUUAUAGGGAAAAGAAAACAACCUACCGUGUAUUUCGUAACUUGAUUUUGAGUAUUUGCUGAAAUGGAUCUUUAUGUAAUAACUAGAAACAUUCAACUGUUUAGGGAAAGGGGGAAAUCUUGGGCGUUGCUGUUUUUCUGUUGCGUUUACAUUUGGAGAGGGGUUGUGCUGCCACGAUGCCCCUGCCAGAGCGGCAUGGCUGCUGGCCCCACCUCGUCCUGCGGCACUGGGUGGGUGAAGACACCCACUUGCCCAGAGCACCCACCUCUAGGGGCACCCCUCUCCCCAGGGCACCUUCCUGCACCCCACGGGUCUUCCUCCAGGGCAAACCCCAGCAGUGGCUCUUGGGGAGCCACUGGGACAUGGCUUUCAGGACAGAAGAUGUGGCUGGGAAGGAGAAUUUUGGUCUCACCUCUUUGUUGUCAGGAAGAGGUCUGAGGAUGGGUGUUUUCCCGGCAGUUCUUCCGUUUCUUGUUCUCUUUUUUCCUACUGGAACCUCUGCUCGUUGAUGUGAGACUCCUGCAGCGCUGCUGCCCUGGGGGACUUUCUAGCUGCACUCUCUUCAUCUGCAUGGCGUUUAACUUUCUAGAUGGUGCGUGUGUUGAAAAACAAAGAAAUGAACAAAAAAACCUUGUUUUGGUCAUAAAAAAGAGGAAAAAAAAAAGAAAAAAAAAAGGAAAUGUUUUCUCCAUGUAAAUUCUGAGCGUGUAUUUUGCCUUUUCUGUGGUUUUGAAUGCUUUUCUCACUGUCGAGGCAGGGAUGGCUGCCAUGCAAAAUGCAGCCGCAUCCUUGCAGACUGCAAAAAUAUUUUCCCACUGGAUCGAGGGGUAGAAAUCCAAACCAUUGGGGCAUGAACAGGCCCCGAGAGGUGUUCCGGUGUGUCCUGCUGUGCCAGCAGUGCAAUGGUUGCUGGAAAUGUGUGUAGGAGAUGCCUUUUUGGGGCAAAUCACAGGUUCUCCACAGGUGUAAAUGGGCAUCCCUCUGCCCUCGGUGGACCUGUGCUGUUUGACUGUGGAGCUGCAUUGGCCCACAAGAGAUGGUCCCCAAAGCAGGGAAAUCCAUGCAGGGAGAGGAUUAGCUUUUAAAAUAGAGUCUGGCUGUUUUUACAGAUCUGUUUUUCUUCCUGUAGUCAUGUAGUGCUGAAGUGUUUUUUAUUUUUUAAAGGAAGGGCUCAGCUCUUUCACAGUUCUCUCUCUCCCUCUCCAGAGCUGUGUCUGAAAUGCCUCAUCCACCUCCUGAUGCUCAGGCUCUCUGGGCGUCAGGAGUAUUUCUGGGGAUCAGUAUGAGAUGGAUGAUGAAGGAGGAGGUCAGAGCAUGGCUCUGCAUGGGGGCUUAAGGCAGAAAUGCUAUCAGCCUGGUUCUGGAGCUGCUGAUAGCGUGGACCUGAGGUGGGCUGUGAGGGUGAAGCUGCUCCAGCAGCUGUUAGUGGAGGAAGGUCUGGGACAGAGGGUGCACAGAGGUUUUCUGAGGAUGAUGGAUGAGAUGCUGGAGUAGGAACAAUUUCCUUUCAUGGAGAGCACACUUUGGGCAAUCGCUGCUAGGAAGGAACAUCUUGGUUUCCAGGGAGGCUUUGAGUUGUCUUCUCGGAGGUGGUUUGUCCUUGAGGCUUCCCUAUAGCCAUCUCCCCAAGGACAGGUUCCUCUGGAGGCAGCUGGAUAUCCUUGCACCACUUAAAAUACUCCUGAUCCUUUCCAAGGGAAGCAGAGUCUGGGGUUUCAACUCCUUUCUAGUCUUCCUGUCAAUCUGAAGCCCGACCAAGGAAGACCCGACUUCCUGACCUGCCCACGCCGGCAGCAUUAAGCACCUGCACUUUAGGGGUCUGUUCUGCCUGGUUCCUCUUCCCCAACUUUCCCUCCUUUUCCAGAGCAUCUCUGAGCAAGCACUGAUACGUCAGCACCCUUUCUUUCAGUAGACGUGGUGGACAGCUUCUAUAUCUGUCUUCCUUCACAUUUCCUGAUUUCUCCUAAACUUGCAGUAAAACUAAACAAAUAAUCAGCUGCCACCACCUUUCUUGUUCUCACACAACCAGGGAUGCUCGCAUUAAGUCUGUACUUUUAAGCUGUUGGCACAGUCCCUGGUAUGUGCUCACUGGCAUCACCCCAAUAAUUCCACCAUGGUUCAAGUGAUGACAAGGUCCAGAGCAUGUUCCAAUAAGCAAUAUGGACAAGGUCACCUUGUUGGGAUGGAGUUUACCACCACAGAUUUCCUGUCCUCAUUGGCUUCAAGGCUGGAGAUCAGGGUGUGGCACAUUUCACUUUCUGAUACAGACAGAACCUGGCUCAUCUGGUCACUUCGCCAUCUGGGUCAAACCAAUCUCAGCAGUUCCCCAACCUGAUCAUCUCUUUCACCUUUCUCAGACCACAGGGGAUAUCUGAGCGGAAGCACUUGCUGUGGUGGUUUUGGGCUCCCAGCUCCACAGGUGGGCUUGGGAUUCACAUGUUUUCCAUUCUUGGCUGCCAGGGUCCAGCUGCAACAUCAUCAUUUCUCAGGUCUUGCUGAUGCAUCCACUCUGGAAGAAGAGGGCACUCCUGUGCCUCUGCUUUUUGCGGAGGAGCAGGCAUUCUGCUCCUUACCCCAAACAGGCACAGCCAGGAGAGCUGUCUUUCUCCCACUACCUGGAGUAAAUGCCCCUUCUGCCAGGCACUGAACCCCCACCUGACCCCAAACCUGCCUCCCCUCCCUUUGCCCUCCACAAGUUGAUGUCCCCAUGGAGCCCCAGAGGUUGGAGCAGGCAGAAGCACCCAUCUGCUCCUGCUUUGAGCUCAUGGUCUGCUCUGCAGCCAUGGCAGGAUUGCUGGAGAGGACCAGCAAACAGCAGUGCUGUGCUUAAGAGGGCAGCCACAUAGCCCCAAGGACCAAGAGGUUUCUGUCAGCAAAAGAUCCCAUAACCAUCUCCUCUGAUCAUCCCAGGAACUGCGUUAACCCUUCUUCUCCACCGCAGGGCACAUUUCAUGGCAUACACCACUCUCUUGAUGCAACAACCAUCCUCCUCCUAGCACGGUAGGGACCUUGCCAUUACCCAUUUCCAAAGGUGCAGGUUACAGCCCAUCCGUACCAGACAAGGAAACCUAGAUGUGAACAGGCUGUGGGAAUGUCAGAGGAGGGGCUGGUGUCCCUCUGUCCCCUGAAGAUGUCCCACCGGCUCCCUUCCCUUUGGCUGAAUGUCCUUCCCACGUGCAGAUUGACAAGGAGUGGAAGAGGGGGUGGUGGAGGGGUUUGUAUUGAGCGGCUCUUUCCUUCUUUGGGUUGUUGUCCCUUUUUUCUAACUGUUGCACAACUUUAGGGCUUUUGUAACAUUUUAUGGACAAGCAGGGAAAAUAACAGUGGUUUAAGAAAAAAAUGAAAUAUCUCUCUCUCUCUUAUAUAUUAUAUAUAUAAAAAUAUAUACUUACAGGAAAUCUCUAUGGAAAUAUUUAUUUAAGAUGAUUGCAAAAAAUAUAUUAUAAUUAAGAGUAUACCAAGCUUUGUCACGUAACAAAACAAUCAGGCCCCGGGGAGGGGUAACUGCCUGUCCCCUCGUGUCUGUCAGUCCGUACGGUUGCAGCUGAAGCCUUUCUCUGAUCUUUUUGUACAUGCACUCGAACUGUCGAGCAGUGUGACCGUGUUGGAUUCAGCGGGAGCUUGAUGUGGGGGGGAGGGAUUGAUUUUGUUUCCUUUUCCUUUGUUUCUUCGGAACCUGUGGCUGUGAACAGAAUGAUCACUGCUCAAAUCGGAUGCUCUGUUU
This is a messenger RNA of Cuculus canorus (common cuckoo), 6625 nucleotides long. It is a transcript of the gene CAMK2A, whose product is annotated as calcium/calmodulin dependent protein kinase II alpha. Gene Ontology annotation, cellular component: cytoplasm; neuron projection. Gene Ontology annotation, molecular function: ATP binding; calmodulin binding; calcium/calmodulin-dependent protein kinase activity. Lineage: Eukaryota; Metazoa; Chordata; Aves; Cuculiformes; Cuculidae. The record is from RefSeq and is a predicted model, not a curated record. The transcript is spliced from 19 exons. Gene Ontology annotation, biological process: protein phosphorylation. The coding region runs from base 198 to 1667 and encodes 489 amino acids.